Molecule: messenger RNA, 1528 nt
Organism: Anopheles maculipalpis
Lineage: Eukaryota; Metazoa; Arthropoda; Insecta; Diptera; Culicidae
Product: probable cytochrome P450 308a1
Exons: 6
Coding region: 29-1528 (499 amino acids)
Molecular function (GO): iron ion binding; monooxygenase activity; heme binding
Source: RefSeq, a predicted model, not a curated record
GUGUGGCCACGAAGAGUAAUCGCGAAGCAUGUUCGGUCUGUACGUGGCCCUCAUCGUAUUGGCCGUUUGCCUGUACUUCAAAUGGAGCUGCAGCUACUGGACCCGGCGUGGCAAUGUGGCCGGUCCGAAACCGUUGCCGAUCUUUGGCAAUCUGCUGGAACAGCUUACCGGUCAAAAACACUUUGGAGAGAUUUUUGAGGAGAUGUACCGAGCGUUUCCGGAAGCUAGCUGGGUCGGUUAUUACAAGAUAUCAAACCAACCGGGCAUUGUAGUGCGUGAUCUGGAACUGGUGCAGGAAGUUCUGACCAGCAGCUUUUCCUCGUUCAAUCAGAAUGAUUUCCACAUUGACGAAACGAUCGAUCCGCUCGUCGCGUACAAUCCGUUCGUGCAGAGUGGCGAACGGUGGAAGGAACGCCGCAACCAGAUGACGUCCGUUUUUACAAUGAAUCGGAUACGGGCCACGUUCCCGCUGGUUCAACAGGUCGCGCAGGACUUUGUGGAGUUUAUUGCCCGGACGCGUAAGAUGGAUUGUCAUUUCGAAGCAAAGGAUAUAUGCGCCAAGUACACAAUCAACGCGGUCGCCAGCGUAGCCUUUGGCAUCGAUGCGGAAUCGUUCACCAAUCCGAAUGCCGAAUUUCCUCGCAUGGGUAAUGCACUGUUUGCGCCCACCUGGAUGACAGCGAUCCGUUCACAGUUGGCACUGUUUGCACCUGGACUGGCUAAGCUGCUGCGAGUACCCUUCGUUCCCGGGUACGUUGACCGAUGGUUUAGGCAAAUGGUUCGGGAAACCGUUCGUCAGCGCAAGAGCACCAAGCGCAACGACCUGUUCCAGGCCAUGUAUGACAACUUAUCCGAAAACGGAACGGUGGAAGCAAACGAGAACCAUAUCGUAGGCCAUUCGGUAACGUUCCUGUCGGAAGGAUUCGAAACUUCCAGCACGAUGAUGAGCUAUAUGCUGUAUGAGCUCGCAUCUAAUCCAGCCAUCCAGGACAAAGUGGUUGACGAGCUGCGCACCGUUAUGACCGAAUCCGAUGGUCAGCUAACGGAAGCAGGUCUUCAUAAGCUGGUGUACAUGGAAGCGGCAAUGAUGGAAACGCUUCGUAUGCAUACGCCGACAUUCACUUUGCCACGCAUUUGUACGAAAGACUUCGAACUUCCGCCACAGUUCCCAACCGAUACGAAGCGUGUAACGUUGCGCCCCGGUACGUCGGUCGUUAUUCCGGUGUAUGCCAUCCAUUAUGAUCCGGAAAUUUACCCAUCACCCUACACGUUCGAUCCGGAACGUUUCUUGGAGGAAAAUCGUAAAUCUCGCCCACGGCAUGCAUUCCUCGGGUUUGGUGAAGGUCCUCGGUUAUGUUUGGGAAUGAAAUUCGCUUUACACCAGAGCAAAAUUGGUAUUGCGACGCUGCUAAACAAAUAUCGCGUAAAGUUGUCGCCGAAGCAGGAACUGCCGCUAGAGUUUGCCAGAAGUAGUUUCCUGUUGUCUCCCAAAUCGGGCAUAUGGCUGAACUUUGAGGACAGAGAGUAG